AUGGUUGGAGGGACAUGCAUUAAUGAAAGUCAAGUGAGAACAGAAGCACUUUUUGCUGACCUAUCCCAUUUCCCAGUCCCGUCAAUACAGAUUGCUUUCACGUCAGUUGUAUUUCCAUGCCUUCUAUUAGCCUACUGUGGUCAAGCUGCAUACCUCAUGAAAAAUUCAAAUAACGUGAUCGGUGCUUUUUAUCAUUCCAUUCCAGACAACAUAUAUUGGCCUGUGUUUAUUGUUGCAACUGCAGCUGCUGUUGUUGCAAGUCAGGCCACCAUAACUGCAACUUUUUCAUUAAUCAAGCAGGCCCUUGCACUAGGCUGUUUCCCAAGAGUCAAAGUCGUACACACAUCUAGGAAGUACCGUCACCAGAUUUAUAUUCCAGAAAUUAAUUGGAUUGUUAUGAUUCUCUGCAUUGUCGUGACAGCUGGGUUUAAAAAUCAAAACCAAAUUGGCAAUGCCUCUGCUCCAUGUUUAUCCAUAUUAUGCAAAAGAUUCUCUGACCUGGAUUAUGGGGGUCAGCUUGGCCAGUGGCUGGACAGCGGUUUGUGUAGUCAUGUUGGUAACCACACUGCUUAUGAUUUUAGUCAUGAUAUUAGUGUGGCGCUGCCACUGGAUUCUUGUCCUGAUUUUCACUGGCUUAUCAUUGGUUGUGGAGGGCACUUACUUUUCUGCUGUGCUCCUCAAGGUCAUCAAGGUGGCUGGGUUCCUCUUGUGAUCGCAACAGCCUUCUUUAUCAUCAUGUAUGUUUGGCAUUAUGGGACAGUAAAACGGUUUGAGAUUGAGAUGCAUAGUAAGGUUUCCAUGGCAUGGAUUCUUGGACUUGGUCCCAGUUUAGGACUGGUUCGGGUACCUGGGAUAGGCCUUGUGUACACUGAGCUAGCAAGCGGAGUGCCCCGCAUCUUCUCUCAUUUUAUCACCAACCUACCCGCCAUCCAUUCUGUUGUUGUCUUUGUCUGCGUGAAGUACCUUCCUGUCUGGACAGUACAAGAGGAAGAGCGGUUCCUUGUAAAGCGGAUCGGACCCAAGAAUUUCCACAUGUUCCGUUGUGUUGCAAGGUAUGGCUAUAAAGACGACCAUAAAAGGGAUGAUGAUUUUGAGAAAAAGCUCUUUCAAAGCCUUUUCAUGUUUGUCCGGCUUGAGUACCUGAUGGAAGCGUCUUCAGACUCUGAUUUAUCUAGUUUACUUGACCAACAAACUAAGCAAUCAGGAGAUGGCCUGUUUUGUAAUAGCAGCAAUAUGCUUCAUUCCAAUGUGAACCGGUCAAUUGCGUCAGGGGACUCGAUCGUGCCUGAUGAUUCUCCAUUGCAUGCAAACAACAUUACCUCCUCCAUUCCGGCAAGCAACCAGGUUGGAACCGAUGAUGAGGUGGAAUUCUUGAACAACUGUAGAGAUGCAGGGGUGGUGCACAUACUGGGAAACACUGUAAUUGAAGCUAGGAGGGAAUCAAAGUUUUGGAAGAAGAUAGCUAUUGAUUACCUAUAUGCAUUUCUUAGGAAGAUGUGUAGGGAAAACAGUGUAAUGUUCAACGUUCCUCAUGAGAGCCUCUUGAAUGUUGGGCAGGUAUUCUAUGUGUAG
Messenger RNA from Prunus armeniaca (apricot), 1572 nucleotides. The record is from the annotation of a GenBank genome assembly. NCBI's taxonomy places the organism in Eukaryota, Viridiplantae, Streptophyta, Magnoliopsida, Rosales, Rosaceae.